UCAGCGCGGGAUUGGCAGGGGACGCGCGGAUAGGGAGCCGGUGAACCCGGGGAGCCAGAGCCGGAGGGACCCCGUACCUGCUGCCGCCAAGCUCGGGAGCCAGGAGCAGACGACCGAGUCAUGUGGCUGGAAAUACUCCUCGCCUCAGUGCUGGGCUUUGUCAUCUACUGGUUCGCCUCCAAGGACAAGGAGGAAACUUUGCCACUUGAAGAUGGAUGGUGGGGGCCCGGGGUGAGGCCCACAGCUGGGGAGGACGAGAGCAUCCGCCCGUUCAAGGUGGAAACGUCAGACGAGGAGAUCAAUGAUUUACACCAGAGGAUUGACAAGGUCCGUUUAACCCCACCUUUGGAGGACAGCCGCUUCCACUACGGUUUCAACUCCAACUAUCUGAAGAAAAUCAUCUCCUACUGGCGGAAUGAAUUUGACUGGAGGAAGCAGGUAGAGAGUCUCAACAGAUACCCUCACUUCAAGACUAAGAUUGAAGGGCUGGACAUCCACUUCAUCCACGUGAAGCCCCCCCAGCUGCCCUCCGGCCAGACCCCAAAGCCCCUGCUGAUGGUGCAUGGCUGGCCUGGCUCCUUCUACGAGUUUUACAAGAUCAUUCCGCUCCUCACUGACCCCAAGAACCAUGGCCUGAGCGAUGAGCAUGUUUUUGAAGUCAUCUGUCCAUCCAUUCCCGGCUAUGGCUUCUCAGAGCCAUCCUCCAAGAAGGGCUUCAACUCAGUGGCCACUGCCAGGAUCUUUUAUAAGCUGAUGCUGCGUCUGGGCUUCCAGGAAUUCUAUAUUCAAGGCGGGGACUGGGGAGCCCUGAUCUGCACCAACAUGGCCCAGCUGGUGCCCAGCCACGUGAAAGGCCUGCACUUGAACAUGGCAUUCAUUUUAAGAAAUUUCUACACCCUGACCCUUCUCCUGGGAUGGCGUUUUGGGUGGCUUUUUGGCUACACCAAGAGGGAUAUGGAGCUGAUGUACCCCUUCAAGAAGAUCUUCUUCAACUUAGUGAGGGAGAGCGGCUACCUGCACAUCCAGAGCACCAAGCCGGACACCGUAGGCUGUGCUCUGAAUGACUCUCCCGUGGGACUGGCUGCCUACAUUCUAGAGAAGUUUUCUACCUGGACCAAUCCAGAGUUCCAAGACCUGGAGGAUGGAGGCCUGGAGAGGAAGUUCUCCCUGGACGAUCUGCUGACGGGCGUGAUGCUCUACUGGACGACAGGCACCAUCACCUCCUCCCAGCGCUUCUACAAAGAGAACAUGAGACUGGACAAUAAGCAUGAGGGGAUAAAGGUCCACGUGCCCAUGGGCUUUGCUGCCUUCCCUUGUGAGUUAAUACACGUCCCAGAAAAGUGGAUGAAGUCCAAGUACCCGAAGCUCAUCUCUUAUUCCUACAUGCCCCGUGGGGGCCACUUUGCUGCCUUUGAGGAGCCAGAGCUGCUCGCCCAGGACAUCCACAAGUUCAUGGGGCUGCUGGAGCGGCAGUGACCCCGGCGAGGACCCUGGCAUGGCAGGCUUCCUCCUGACACCCGCCCUUUUCCCCGGAAGCCCCCGGUCUCCCAGCCCAGCUCCCAGUAGAAGUGAGGCUGGCAGGGAGGCCCCCUCCCAGUCCCCUGUUGGUGGAGUUGCCCCUUUCCCCAGGAAUGUGCUUGCUUCCGUCCCCUGCCCGUGCUGGGACCCCACGCUCACCCCUCCACACAUACUCCCCACACACUUUGUUAAGCAACAUGGCUUUGAUGAUAAAUGAUUUUCCUUC
This is a messenger RNA of Physeter macrocephalus (sperm whale), 1744 nucleotides long. It is a transcript of the gene EPHX1, whose product is annotated as epoxide hydrolase 1. Gene Ontology annotation, molecular function: epoxide hydrolase activity. The record is from RefSeq and is a predicted model, not a curated record. Gene Ontology annotation, biological process: epoxide metabolic process; arachidonate metabolic process. Bases 121 to 1476 code for a protein of 451 amino acids. The transcript is spliced from 9 exons. Lineage: Eukaryota; Metazoa; Chordata; Mammalia; Artiodactyla; Physeteridae.